AUGCACUCGCCUUGGUCUGGAUUGUGUUGUCCUGCCGAGUGGCCGUGGGAGAGCCAUGGGGCGGUAAGAAGACCUCUCGACCAUCAGCUGACGGGCAGCCUCCGUAACCUCACUGAGCAAUACGAUGAAGUGAUUGCGAAAUAUGAAGGACUCGAGAGCCGCCUCAUAUCAAUUGAGGGCCUGCUGCGCCAGGUGGGUGGCCAGUUGGAGCUCGCUGACGGGCAGAUUGCAGCGUCAACCCAAUCGGUGCCGGAGCUCACUCGUCGUCGACGAUCGAGACAGACGUCAGAGGCCGUCGGUUCCCCGCUGGAGGAUCACCAAUGUGACGAUGCCUUCCUUACAGGUCAUGAACCCCUUGCAUGCACUGAUCUAACUGGACGUUGGCCAGGCUCUGGACAAGGUUCGUCGCCGCCCAUCGACCAGCCGUCGUCCCCAACCCCCCGCAUCCCCCCAUUCCCCACCAUUAGCCAAGAGAAAGAGGAAAUCGCCGCCGAACAUCGGGUAUUGGAGCAAAUAUCGCCUGCACCUCCCUUCUCCCACUUUCGAGAUAUCAUUGCCGCUCGACGGAAGAGCCUCUUGCUCAACUCCAACGACUGUUAUCCACAGGCGGACGUUGACAAUCCCAACUCGAUCUUGACACCCGAAGAUGUUGACCGUCUUUUUGAUAUCUACUUUACUCAUUAUGAUAUCUGUUCCAUCGCAAUUCCGCACUAUCCUACCCGGAGUGAAUUGAAACCAUACCUGCGCUCUAUGGUUAACAAGCUGGUCGUCAAAACCAUUGAAGCAGGUGCCAAGUCUAUUGAAGAACAUGAGCUUCUCUAUCUCGCAGAAAGGGAGAUUGCCAACUGGCUCAUUUCAUCCCGCCACGCCCUAUCAAGGUACAUACAACACACUUUGCAGUGCUCCCUAAAUUCUGCUCUAACUGGUUCAGCGUACAUGGAAGCAACACCACCGCUGGCGGAAGUCUUCCGUUUCUACAAGCGGUAUUGGCUCAUGAAUAUCUACUCCCUCGCCCUCCACAUGACUUUGAAUAAGCCGGCGGACGCAAACGUCUGGCGUUAUGCCCGAGAGGCACUCUCGGACUUUGACGACAGUUGGAACGAAUUCCUGAACUCAGGUGAAAGGGUAUCUCCCCAGCUAUAUACUGACCUCCACAGUCGACCCACUUUUGCUCGGUUUGCAUCGGACGAAGAGCGUCAGAGACAUUUGGGUCUGGUCACCAGUAUGGUCGUGCGACUGGAGACGGUCUCGACGGACAGAGAGUGCACCCAGUACCUAUAUGCCGACUUUCUACGGCAACUUCUUCACCACGCAUGCUCGUGGACUACACACCCACCUUUACCACCCCCGCGGUUCUCAAUCGCCUCUGGCGACUUACCGCAGAACGAUUCUCACCCAACUCCACCGUGGCUGUCGGUCGAUGGGAACACUAUCUCCAAUGACCUUCUCAUGUUCUUCAACAACUCUACGGCGGCACAGGAUGCCGAUUGGAUUCAUGCAGUAUGGGACCAAUUAGUGGGCCUCGGAGAUGUCGUCGAAAUCCCAACCGCAGUGAAUCAACAACGUAUGGGAGGGCAAGUGACUCGACAGACCUACAGAAUGGAGGAAAACGUCAGGGUUGUCGCGAACAGCGACGAUGCCAGUCUGGCAAUGGACUGGAACCUACCCUGGAACAUGUGA
Messenger RNA from Apiotrichum porosum, 1680 nucleotides. RefSeq lists its product as uncharacterized. The record is from RefSeq and is a predicted model, not a curated record. The transcript has 8 exons. Lineage: Eukaryota; Fungi; Basidiomycota; Tremellomycetes; Trichosporonales; Trichosporonaceae. The coding region runs from base 1 to 1680 and encodes 559 amino acids.